Molecule: messenger RNA, 804 nt
Organism: Cheilinus undulatus (humphead wrasse)
Lineage: Eukaryota; Metazoa; Chordata; Actinopteri; Labriformes; Labridae
Gene: selenoh
Product: selenoprotein H
Exons: 5
Cellular component (GO): Golgi apparatus
Source: RefSeq, a predicted model, not a curated record
UCACACUCCAGCAUAGUAGGUGGCGGUAAUGCAAGGAUGGUUGCCACCCGCCAUUAAACUACAAGAAGAAGAAGAAGAAGAAGAGGAAGAAGAACUUGGCAUUCGCGCGAAACUUUAGUAACAGCAAUGGCGACUACUGCAGGACGUCGGGGGACGAAGCGCAAAGCGGAGGUCCAAGCAGAGGAAGAGAAACCAUCAGUGGAGGAGAAAAAAGACAGAGGAGGGGAGGAGAAAGGACAGGAAGGCCAAAGAGUGGUCAUUGAACACUGUAAGAGCUGACGAGUGUAUGGGCGUAAUGCCGAGGAGGUGAAGUCUGCCCUCCUGGCUGCCCAUCCUGGACUGACUGUGGUUCUCAACCCAGAGAAACCUCGCCGGAACAGCUUUGAGAUCUCUCUGCUGGAUGGAAGCAAAGAAAUCUCUCUGUGGACUGGAAUAAAGAAGGGUCCGCCUCGUAAACUGAAGUUUCCUCAACCCGAUGUUGUAGUUGCUGCUUUACAGGACGCUCUGAAGGCUGAGUAGACACCCAGUGAAGCCAACAGUUCAGUGGAUGUGGACAAUGGGAGCAGUAUGAUGAGGAGGGACCAACGGGUUUCUCAGUCCCUUUUCUGAUGAUUGAAGCUCCUGGAGCACCUAUUCUCUGGUCUUUGGUGACACCUAGUGGAGUCUCUUUGAGCAAACACAUUUCUCACAUGCAGAGUCCUGCAGUAUUGUGUUUUCUUUCGAUGUGUUUUUUAAACCUCUGUUUCUCCAGUGUUUAUUGUGCUUAUGUAUCUGUUUUUGAUAAAUAAAGAGUUUGGCGUUUGA